AUGCUGAGUUGGAAUCCUACUCCAUGUGGGAAAUGGAAACUUAACUUCGAUGGGACUGUACUCUAUUCUUUACACCAUUAUGAGGUAGGUGCCAUUUUGCGUAAUGAAAAAGGGGAUAUGAUUAUGGCGAUGGCUAGGAAGGAAGAUGAGAUUUAUGCAGUGGAUGACAUUGAUGCUCUUGUUGCCUUGCAAGGAUUACAGAUGAUUUAUCAUAUAGGUAUUUCAUAUUUGAUUCUUGAGGGGGAUUCACUUAUUAUUAUGGAGGCUAUUCAUUCCAAUGAAGAACAACAGUUCAGUUAUAGCCUUUUGCUAAGGAAGAUAUCGAUUCUGUUAUCUUCUUUCCAAUCUAUAGACGUUCAGCAUGUUGGUAAACAAGACUCUGCGACAUUCCGUGCAGAGUGCUCCAGCGAAAGCCAUCAGCCCAAGCCUGGAUAUCGAAUCCUGAACAGUCAAUUGUCUGAUCCAGCUUUUUGA
Messenger RNA from Carya illinoinensis, 474 nucleotides. RefSeq lists its product as uncharacterized. Gene Ontology annotation, molecular function: RNA-DNA hybrid ribonuclease activity; nucleic acid binding. The record is from RefSeq and is a predicted model, not a curated record. NCBI's taxonomy places the organism in Eukaryota, Viridiplantae, Streptophyta, Magnoliopsida, Fagales, Juglandaceae. The transcript is spliced from 3 exons. The coding region runs from base 1 to 474 and encodes 157 amino acids.